Messenger RNA from Helicoverpa armigera (cotton bollworm), 5233 nucleotides. RefSeq names its product protein stum (gene stum). The record is from RefSeq and is a predicted model, not a curated record. The transcript has 11 exons. Gene Ontology annotation, cellular component: sensory dendrite. Lineage: Eukaryota; Metazoa; Arthropoda; Insecta; Lepidoptera; Noctuidae. Gene Ontology annotation, biological process: sensory perception of mechanical stimulus; proprioception; taxis. Bases 535 to 4863 code for a protein of 1442 amino acids.
GCCUUGCAAGACAUAGCGUAGCCUUAGAAACUAAAAACAAAACAAUAAUAAACAACUAUUUUUUAACAAAAAAUUACAAAAAGAUCAUGCCAACAACCAAUCCAGUGUUUUUAAUAUUCUAAUAUAAUUUUUUUAUGUGCAAAAAGUGUUGAAUAUGCAAAAUUUUCGCAUCAUGGCCGAGAAACUAAAAUCUAACCUUCAUGUGUACUUUUUUCACAAGGAAACAAUGUUCAAUCUGUUAUAUUAAUUUUAUGUGUGAGUGUGUGCGUGGGUUCGAAAUUCAAAAAUGACAGCAACGAUUUACUUUCGCGCCAGAAAAUUAAAAAUGGUGGCAAUUUACGUUUUAUAUUACGUGUUCAAAAUAAAAUUGAAAUGAUGACGUUCUAAAUGUGUGUUUUUGUAAAAUAUUAGCAAAAAUGUGAACUAGUGACUUGGAAUAAUUGUUUUGUAAUAAAAAAAUACUGUUUUAGUGUGUGCUGUGUGCCCUUAAAUUGGAUUUAAAUUAAUAUUAAGCAAAAAUGUCACCCUAAAAAAAUGGCGCUGAAACUAAAAUACAAGGACGAACACGGGGUAGUUCACAUCAACAUGAGCCCCACGCCUUCCAGCCCCAAGACCCAGCCCGACGACCUCACAGGCCCCAAGUUCGACACCAUCAACAACAGAUUCGGACAGUACGAUCUCUUCGGGGGCAAGUACGACGUCGAUUCGGGGGGGGAAACCCCCCGUUCACUCUUCCGAAGCCGCUACAACUCUAUCGAGGAGGAGCUAGCCAACACUCCAUACGCAUUCACUACCGAACGCUCGCUUCGACUCAACAGCGCGAACAAACUAGACAUUACUAUAAACCGCGACGAUAAUUCUCCCUCAAAAGAUAUUCAAGACGAUCGAUUUUUUAAACGGAAAUUGAGUUUGGAAUACGAUGAAUCGUUAUUCGGGCCGCAAAUCGAUUUUAAAGUGAACGAGAGUGGUGCGCCGGCGUUUACGGUGACUCAGUUGAUUCAUGCCCAGGAUCGGUACUUCGACUUGUCGGGGAGACAGUCUGCGAGUCCUGGGCUGGUGGCGGAUGUGUCAGUGCCGAGGCGGGAGGAUGAGGCGUUCACAGUGCUGUCUGCUGAAGUGAAGUGUGCGCAGGAACCUGUUGCUGCUGCUAAACCGGCGGUGGCAACAACGAAGAGAAAGAAAGAGUCAUCAUUCGCCAUCUUGGCAGAGACACCGGUAUCACGCCCCACCAGCCCGCGCUCACUGCCUGUCGACAUCAAGACGAGGAGGGUCUCUCCUUUUAGAGGUCGUGGUUUCCGCGAAGAAACUUCGCGUCACAAUACUCCGAAAACUUCAGCUGCAAAUUCCAGAGCAAAUUCACCACCCAGAAGAAGAACCAACUCCUUAUCCAGGAUAGACAAUAUGGCACAAACAGCCACGUUACCUCUACCCAUACACAAUCUACCUAGACCACAUUCUCCAAGGAACUUCCUCAAAGAGAACAUUGAAGAAGUGAGAGAAAUCAGUGAACUGAACAGAGAGAAACAUGAAGCAGAAGCUGAAAGGAAAAGAAUAGAAGAAGAAGAAGCUAUCCUUAAAGAAAUGGGAGUCUUAGACAAAUCUAAAUCUGGUUCCAAAAGUCUUGUUACUUCAAGAGCUAAUUCUAGAAGUAACUCUCCAAGUAAAAUUAAUUUGAAGUCCAGAGAUAGUUCUCCUUCAGCAAUAAUACAUUUUGAAAAUAUUCCUGCUAACAGCAAGGAGUUUGUCAACGCUGAUGAUGGGAUCAGGAAACCGGUGACACAUAGGUCCCGAGUUCGAUCUGUCUCGAAAUCCCAACCCCAGUCGAACAAUGGCUCGCCCAAACAUUCAAAGAUCCCUAAACGACAAAGUUCUGUAUCUCCGACAAGAACCACUACAAAACGGGAAUCGUCUAUGUCGAGGAGACCUCUUGAGAAUAACUUGAAUAGAAAUCAAAGAUUUAUAUCAAGUAGUACGAGCAGUAUUCAUGAAACUAUUAGGAUUGGGAGCCAAGUUCAUGACAAAAGAGGAAGUAAAAGCACUCAACAUUUAAGCAUAUCUCCUGCUCACAUUAGAGGCAAGCCUCCAAUCUCUCCUGGCAGGGGAGGUCCCCCACCUUCAAAUAGAACUAUCAACGCUAAACGCCUAUCUCCUAUCGUUGGAACACCUAACAAAAGUCCAACGGAUGACUUGAAACCAAGUUCAGCAAGAACGACCCCAAAACCAACCCCAGUGCCUAGGAAAACAGUGAAAACUGCAGGCAAUACUCCUGCUACAUCUAGAUUGAAUUCUAGACAGCCUAGCAGGGCCGUAAGUAGAGACCCAAGUCCAGAUAAACGUAAAACUAAAACACCAGUGAGUAAACCUGUGACUACUACGCCACCAAAACCAGUGAGCAGAGCACCCAGUACCAGAACGACUCAAAAACCUACAGUCACAAGUAAACCAGAACCUAAAAAGCCCAUCAGUCGAACAAACAGUGUGAAAAGUUUGACGAGGGCGCCAAGUACAAAGAACUUAGCCGAAAAGCCUCCGCUAAAGAAAACGAACAGUAGAAAAGACAUAAGUGAUAAAUCAAAUUCAACGAAUAAAAUUAAUGAAGUCGGUAGAAAAGAUUCAGUUAAAGAACCUAAGAAGACACCGAAAGGAAAAGAUGAAGAUAAAGGUAAAGCUAAAAGCACGAGAAGCACAGACUCUAUGACCGAUGACAAUGUUGUGAAACAAGACAACGAGACUCAAUACGAUAAGAUAACGAACGAGAAAGGUGAACUGGUCAUAAUGACAAAGAAAAACAUUAUUUCGAUGACCACUGCUGCGAUAACUUCUCAACCUUUAGAGCUUGUGUCAACAGUGACGAACCAACUACCCGCUGCUUUUGAAAAAGCAAGAGAGAAAGGUAUUUUUGAAAGACUGAGUUCAAAAGAAUCUCUAGUAGGUAAAGAAGAUGUGCCUGAUAAGCCAGAAAAGCCAGCCACACAUGAAAAAGAACCACCAAAAGAGAAACCACACAAGCGAACAGAACCCAAAGAAAAAGAGAAAGAAGUUGAAGAAAAAGAAAAAGAGAAAGUCGAAGAAAAAAGGCCUCCCAGACACAAUAAAAACAAUCACGACAAGCCUGUAUUUACAGAAGAUCAAAUGAAACUAAGACUCUUACAACCACCUUAUAACAAUCCUCAGGUAGAAAGAGCUAAGCAAAAGAUAGAAGCUAUUCUAAAAGAGCCUGAGGUAUCUACAGAAAAUAUUCUAACUGCAUCUGCCAAAUCUAGAGAACUUAAGAAGACCGCGGAAGAAGCUGUUGAAAAAACAAAAGCGGAAGCUGAAAAGGUAAAAGAAGAAGCAGCAAAUAAAGUAACAGAAGUCAAAGAUCAAGUUGUAAAACAAAACGAGAAAAUGACCGAAGAAAUACGUUCCGAAGUAACUAAAAUCGUCGAUAGCAUAAUCACUCCUGUAGAACAGCCCAAGGAUAUAACAGAGAAGAAAGAUAAUAUAAAAGACAUUGUUAAGAAAGUUGAACAAGCUAAAAAAGAUAUCGAACCAAUAGUGACAGUUGUUAAUGAGAAAAAGAAAAAUGGUGGUACAGAUAUUGCUGAGAAAGUGAAUGAGACUCUAGUGAAGGGUGAGGGAGAUAUAGAGGUGCAAAGUUCAAAUCUGUCGACUCCGGGUGUCGAUAAAAUAAAGGUGCAGAAGAAAUUGGGAGACGGCAACGGGUCUGAUAGAUCGGCUCAAAGUAAUGGCGGGUUCCCUCAAAGCACGAGCACAACCCCUAAACCUCCAGCUAGGACCAAGAAAGAAGCCAAAGAGACCCCACCAGAAGGAACAGCCACAGAACCUUCUGACCCAACACAUCCUUCAGAAGAUAAACCUAAAGACCCCAACUUCUGCCAACGAUUAAUGAAAAAAUGCAAAUCUAGGUGCUGCGCUUGUUGCACUAAAGGAGAAGAUUCAGACGAUGAGGACAAAGAUAAAGAUAAGGAUAAAGAAAGAAAGAAAGAUGAAAUGCAGGAAGGAAAGAAAGGGAUGAUGAGUAAGCUGAAUUGCUGUAAGAAAGGCGUUGAUGAGGAAAAGGCUGAGCAAGAGAUACGGGAUAUGGAAAGGGCUGCUGGCAAAGCCUCAAUAGAAUACGAAAACGAAACCAAACCGAAACGCACACUACGCGACAUAUUCUGUGGUUGUUGCGGGCGACGGCGACGCGUGGCCGACACAGGGUCUAUGCCACACAAUGUUGCCGAGUCUAUGUCUCCCGCGCCCGAGGAGGUCGGCUGCUGUGGGAGGAAGAAGAGGCAUAUUGAGAGGAGGGAUAGCAUAUUGAGUGAUCGUCCUCCUACUAGUUGCUGCAACAACCGGCUGUGCACGUGGUUGACGGGCAUGUGUCGGCGCAGCUCCGAGCAGUCUUCCAGCAGGCGGACCAGCAUGUUCUCCAAGAACAAGAGCAUGUCGCCUACGCUGCCUCCUGAGGACACACGCAAGAAGCUGGACACCUCUCUAGUAGAGCACACGAGUGUGAUGCGAGGAGCUAUACCUGUGCUGCCCAUCGUGCUCGCAUACUUCUGUCUACUGUGCAACAUUGUUGUACCGGGACUUGGAAGUAUACUGAGUGGCAUGUUCUGUUUAUGCUUCGGCAUUCCUCGAUUUGGAGUACACGACGGAGCUAAACAUAGGAUAGGCUCGUUCGUAAUCAACCUGCUGGUGGGUUGUGGACAGUUGUUCACGGUGCUGUUCUGCCUCGUCGGCUGGGGCUGGUCCAUAUGGUGGGGAGUCAUCAUGGUCAAGACUUCACGUAAAUACCGCAAGCUAAAAAGAGAGGCGGCAGCGGCCGAAGCGGAAGCUGCGCCACCCGUCACCUCCAACAACCACACGCGAGCGUAACCUACCAUGACAUAACGCUUUCUUACUAAACAAACAUUGCUUUUAUCCUUUUUGCAAAAUAUUAUAAAUGAAAAUGUGUAGAAAGGAUAAAACCAAUAAGUUAACCUCUAACUUUUUUACAGUUAACUCUGUAAAUAUAUCGAUAAAUCACAGUUAAGUAUUCCUAAUUGUAAAGUGAAGUUAAAUGAGGGUUUCGUAAAAUGGCGUCCACGAGGUGGCAGCACCGAGUCGUCAGGUCCAGAUAACUGUCAAAGUGCUUAUCUUUACUAUGAAUAGUGAACGAUUUUAGUGUUUUUUUUUAUUUUAUAAUUAAAGCACUGCAUUAUUGUUUUACUAUUGCGGUUGAGUAAAUAAAAAAAACUAAAUCAUA